GGGUCACCAGGUGCAAAGGAGAGCAGGGCUUCUGUACAUUACCAGUAGCUUAAUAUAUGGCAUUUGCUAGGUGGUUGGUAUGUAGGGAUGAGGAAAGACACCAUCCCUUUUGUGAGAAUUGUAUCUGGCCAUCCUAAACUAUAGUAGGGAACAUUUUACACACAUGAUUUUGCUUCUGUGGGAGUGGAAAAGGCGGGCUCGAGAUCACUUAUAGUUUUCACGGCUUGCAAUGAAUUACUGGGUUAAGCGCAAGGUUCACUGUUCGGAACCUAAUACAGUACGAAGCAAUGCAAAGGAACCCCCACAGCUGGUCACCUCUACAGUCUAGACCUCUCAUUCCCGCACUCUCUAUGGUACUGGCCAAGUGACACCACGUGCCCUCCAGCAGCCAAUUGAAAUUGAAGACACCAUAGAGUUACUAAUAAGGGUUAAUAUCGGAGCUCCCGCGCGUUGCAGGCCCUGUUCCGGUAAUGUGAUCUCGCCAUAGCCACAAAACCUUCACGAAAAGAAAGGUCAAACUAGCAAAUAGCUCCGUGUAUACCUUUACCGCUCCACGCUUUAUGUUCUGGCUGGCCUGCGGGAGGCAGACGUUCUUACCUCGCAUGGGCUCGCAGCACAGCUAUGCCGAAUACGAAGGACCAGCCGCCAUCUUGGUAAAGGAAAGGGAUUGUGCGUGACCCGCCAAGAUAAAGGGGGAAACUCCUCCCCCCAUCCUUGCCCUCGGGUAUCACUAUAGCAACUGGGGGAGGCGGGGCUGAGCGAGCCAGUAUUGGCUGAGUCGCGCACGCGCCUUUGUUACUACCCCCCCCCCCAUGCCUUUGUCGCGUGCGAAGGCUGGGCCGCGGGGCGGGGGCGCUUUUCGCGAAGAGGCUUGUCUUUGCCUCACGCUGCGGAUGGAGACGGGUUAAGGACACAGGCCGCGGGAGGGGGUGGGAAGGCGCCAGCGCGCAUGCGCCGCGGAACUCCGUGAAGCGGUUGGGCGGGUUCGAAGAUUUGCGGCGGCGGUUUAGCAAGCGAGGACGGGGCGCGGCUGCCAGGUGAGGCGUUGCCCGUGAGGAGGUUCUCUCUGGGGCUGGGCAACCGCGGGGGAUGGUGGCCACGGGCUCUUUCCCUCGGCGCGCGCCCGCGUGCGUUCGUGCGGCCCGCUGGGAGCCGCUGUCUGUCUCUCUGUGAGGCGAGGGGGGAAACCUCGCUUUUCAGGCGAGAAAGACCCCGCCCCGCCCCCCCGGCCGUCCCUCGCUCUGGUUUCAGCCUCUUCGCUGCCUCCCGGGCGGCAUUUUCGCCACGAAAUGCAGGGCAGCGGAUGGGAGUAGGAAACAGCGGGCUGGAAGGAAAUGGGGAAAGGGGUGUGUGGGGAGGAAAGGGGUUGCGACUGACGCCGCCAAAAAGGCAGAUGGUUCAGCAAGUUUAGCUGACUGCAAACGUGACUUAUCCACGAAAACGCAUCGGGGAAGGGGGCCCUCAAAAACACUUGCGAUCACUGUGUUGUAAGGGGGGUGUAGACUAGACUAGAUGGCCCUCCGGCGCCCCUUCCCACGCUACGAUUCUAUGAGACAGUCAAGCACGGGAUGGCGAGGGAGGAAAAUCGCUUGUGAAUUGGGAAGGGUUCAUUACUCCGGUGGGUGUUUCUCCUCCAAAAGAGGCGGGCGGGGGGGGGCCCGCCUUGCCCUCGAAAGUGGAGGAUUUCAAAAAUGCCAUUGCGGAGAAGAACAGCACAGCUGUCUUCGCUCUGUAUAGCGACAGAUUUCCGGUUGGAGGUUGGGGAUGUGUCGUGUGUGCUGAAAGAGCAGGAGUGACGUGCUGGGUGGGCCUUCUAGGGGGCAGUUUGCAGAGGAUGUGCGAUUGUCGCUUACGGAGUGGGAGUCUUGAUUACGUUCUCCCGACUCCUGCAUCUAUUUGGAUAACUUCCUCAGCGCUUACGCUGCAAAGCUGAAUUACGAGCGAAAUGAAAAUUCUCCCCCAACAAUAGUUAUCUACUUGUGCAUGUAUGAGCUGUAGGGGCAAAACCUUUGUAGGUUGAGGACAUGCUGGGUGGAAAGCUCUCAGGGGGCCCACAUUCCAGUCGUGGGCGGGUUCAGCUCCAUACAUAAUUCUGAUGUCCACAGAGAGCUAUUUCCUAUUGAAACAGGCAUAUGCAGUAUUUAAUUAUUAGGAAUUCCACUCGGAUUUCGCACCCCUAUUCUGCAGGAUAUUAUUGAUGUCGGUGCUUACGUCACAACCUCAAAAUAUGUUCCCAGAAUUACACUCAAGCAUGUAGAUAUUACUUUAUUAAAAUACUUUUCCCAUUUGAUCAUUUUCUUUUAUUAUAAAAGAUGUCAGUUUGGCUGUUGCUAAUAAUUUACCCAUUCAUAUAUGUUUGGUAUUUAUGUUACUUCCAGCAUUUAUCAUAUCAUGACCUAGUGGUUACUAUCUAGCUAGUCAAUUCUUGAAAGAUGAUUUUUGUGGAGGUUAAAAGAGAGAACAUACUACCUUCUCAGUUAAGGUUUUUAUUUCCCCCCAGUACUGUUUUAGUAAAGGGUCAUGUACUAACCACAUGGUUGACAUCUCUUCAGUUUUUGUCAUUUUACCAAAGUCUCUUUCACUAGCUCCUUUUCACAGAAAUUUAAUAAGAUUUUAUCAAUUUUAAACAACAAUUUUCUGUGGGUUUUUUUUUCUUUCAAAUUUUGUGUAAUCUCUCAAACGCCUGUUUUUAAAUAUCUCAGAUUAAAACUGAUCUCUCCCCCCAGAUUCUUCACUUCCAUAAACAUGUCCAAGGUAAGAUGUGCCUUUGCUCAUAAUUAUUUUGAUGGUUUGUUCUUUGCAGGCAGUAAACACUUAUUUGAUACUGGUGUGCUAAAUUAACUAAUGAAGGAAUAUAAUCACAUUGCUUUUAUGCUCUCCAAAAAAUCUCCAUGUUAGGUGAUGGAUUGGAUGGAUUUUUUAAAACUACUUCUACCUCUAUGGAAAUAAGAAGAGUCGUGUUUUCUCCCGCAGUCUUUUUACGAUGUCACUUAGCACUAUUUCUGUUUAUUAUUUUUUGAUUAUUAUUACCAAUACUUAAAUGUCACUUUUCACCAUAAAUUGUCUCAAAGCAGGUUACAGAACAAUAAAUAAAAUCAGUGGAUAAAUCAAAUAAUAUGCUGCUUAAAAGUAUAGAAACCACAGGUACACAGAAAAUAGGCCUAAUAAAAUUUACUUUAAAGCCUUUAUCAAGCACCUGAAUUUCAACAGGGAGGGUGCCUGUCUGAUCUUAGCCAAGGUGAAGUUGCGCAGAACUGAUUGCACAGCUCCUGGUGGACAUGAGCUGCGCAUCUGAGCCAUGUGGGGGUCAACAAACAAAGCAUCCCUCAAAGAUCUCUGUGUUCAAACUGAGAUAAAAACAAUCAGGCACUCCUUAAGGUAUCUUAGACCAAAAAUCAGUGUAUAUUUGUACAAUAACCUUUAACUUGGCCUGGUAACAUCGGCAGUCAAUGCUGGAUUUUAAGCACUCAGGUUAUGUGCUGCCAGUAGUCUUUCCCUACCAAAAGUCUAGCUGCGUAACUUUACACCUGGAGCUUCCAGACCAAGCACAAAGGUAGCACCACGUAGACUGCAUUUGCAAUAAUCAAGUCUUGAAGUUACCAAUGCAUGAAUUGUCAUGGCCAGGCUAUCCCUAUCCAAUAAUGACCAUAGUUUGCAUACCAUCUGUAGCUGGUAAAAGGCUCUCCUAGGCACUGAAACUGCCUAAGCCUCAAGUGAGAAAGAUGGAUUCAGGAGCAUCCACAAACUACAAACCUGUUCUUUCAGUCUGAGUGCAACCGCAGCCAGAGGAAGCAACUGGCCAUUUUCCCAGACGGGAACUACUCACUCACAGUGACUCCGAUGACUGGGGUUCAGACUCAGUUUAUGUUCAGCCUCUCCUAACUCAGAAGUUAUGGAAAAAUAGAGCUACAUGUCACCAGUGUACUGAUUAUGCUUUGCCCCAGAGCUCGUAAUAGCUGCUUCUAACAGCAGCAUAUUGGCAACAAGAUUGUGACCUGCAGUACACAAUAGCACAAGGAUCAUGGGACUGAAACGAAUCCCCCAGUGUUAUUCUCUGGGUACAGCCCUACAGGUAGGAAUAGAACCACUAAAAAAGUGCCCCUAAAACUAUCCAACAGAGCUAGUCUAGGAAGAUACUGUAGCCAACAGUAUAAAAAACUGCUGAGAGCCCUAGAAGCAGGAACAGAUGCACUCACUCUGUCCUGUGUCUGGGCCAAACACUCCUCCCUCCUUUUUGGUUGAAAAUCCUGGCUAUGUCAGGGUUGGGAAUCAGAGGCGUACCUAGGGGCUAGCAAAACCCACCCCUUGUCGGGAGCGCAGAAAUAGGAUAUUGGAUUAUGGAGUGCAUGACGUAUAUGUGUGUGUGACAAUGUGACGCUGCUGUCAUGGUGAGAUCAAAUGCAGGAAAAGCUUCCUGUCCUCUGCAGUAAAGUGAUAUUUCGGGGUGGGGGAGGGGAGGUGCCAACACAGCUCCUUACCAAGGGUGCAAGGAAGCCUAGGUACACCUGUGUUGGGAAUUCUGUCUUAAAACAAGCCAGAGUUUGUUAAUGGCAAAGAGGGGCAAGGGGAAGGGUUUCAGUCCUGAUACUUAUUUCUGUUGUAAUAAACUGUGGUGUAAGAAGCCUGGAAUGAUUUUUUUGAGCCAGACCAGACUCCACAAUUGAAGUCAAGAGGAAGGAACGAUCAAAGGAGGUGUAGAGGGUAGAGCAGGUAGCUUGUCCAUGAACAAUUUUUCCACCUCAAAAUAGCAGAUUGUAAUAGUAUUUAAACUAAUAAUCUGUAAUUUACAUUCUUUUCUUUUCAGCAACAGCCUGCUGAAAAGUUUACAAAUCCAGAAACUCCUGGUUAUGUUGGAUUUGCAAACCUUCCAAACCAGGUUCAUCGGAAGUCUGUGAAAAAAGGCUUUGAGUUCACCCUUAUGGUGGUUGGUAAGAUCACUUUUUAUUUUAAUAAAUUAAAGUAGAAUUUAGUAAUUAUUCAUAACUUUGUUCUUGAAGAUCCUGUAUAGACAUUAUAUCUGAAGUAAUCAUUAUUCACAAGAACUAGCAGGUAUAAAUCUGAACCUAUUAAAGAAUCUGUAACUCAGUUAUAGAAUAGCGGGCCAGCUUCCAUUGCUGAAAUCUUUUUUAAGGUUCUCUGAUAGCAGGAUUCGGAAAUGCCUCUUGGGAAGUAAAAUUAGGGAAUCAGGAAAGUUGAUCAUGCAACUUCUGGGUAACCCAUUCAAUGCUCUAGCACAUGAAAGAAUAAACGGUUAAUGUGGGAUUUCAGAUAAAAUUGUCCAAACACUUGUAAAGAUUAUUAUAGUGAUGCUAACCUGCAAUACAAAUUAGAUCCGUGCCACCAUCUGAAACAAUGCUGCCUUCCAUUCCAAGACCUUCCUUAAUUAAUUAUUUAAAAGAUUUAUAGCCUGCCCCUCAUUGAUAGUGUUAACAGGGCAGGAUAACAAGAUAACAUUACACAAAAAAUUGCACACAUAUUUUGCCAUAUGCAAAUUAGUAAUCUCUCUUGCAGGUGGUUUGGAGUUCCCAAAAAUAAGUCUGGGAACACACACAAGUAUUAAGAUGCCUGAUGGGCAGAAUGUCAAGAUGUGAAGCGUUCCCCAUAACUGGGUUUCUCCCAGAAAGAGCUUGUUCCUACAUGCAGGGAACACUGAAAAUUAUUGUCACAAUUCUAACUUAUUUAGAAGGUGUGCUUUGUAAGCCUGAAGAAUAUUAACUGUUCAUUGACUGUUGCCAAGUUUGGAAUGAAAUAGGUAACAAUGUACAACAGUGAAAGGUCCAACCUUCUGCUGAUUCAUUAAUAUGUAAUACUUUCUUACGGUUUUAUUUUCAUAUUAAUUCAUAGGUGAAUCUGGCUUGGGAAAAUCUACUCUAAUAAACAGCCUGUUCUUAACAGAUCUCUAUCCAGAAAGAAUAAUCCCAGGAGCAGCUGGUAAACAUGAAAUUUUGGUGUCUUCUGUUUUUGAAUUUUAUUAAACAGUUAACUUGUGUGAGCCAGGAUUGAAAAACGGGGGGACUUCCAGUCAUGGGUACUUAAUGCAGUUUUGUACCAGUUAAGUGCCUUGUUCCUUACUCCAUGUGGUCACAAAAAUACACAAAGCUUUUUGCAGACUUCUGAGCAGUUGAAAACAAUUUCAUGAAAGCCACUUGGCUGGUUUGAACAUAAUACAGUGGUACCUCAGGUUACAGACGCUUCAGGUUACAGACUCCGCUAACCCAGAAAUAGUACCUCGGGUAAAUAACUUUGCUUCAGGAUGAGAACAGAAAUCGCGCGGCAGUGGGAGGCCCCAUUAGCUAGAGUGGUACCUCUGGUUAAGAACAGUUUCAGGUUAAGAACAGACCUCCAGAACGAAUUAAGUUCUUAACCUGUGGUACCACUGUAUUAAACUGUAGUUUAGCAUGAAUGAGACAAGGCAGGUCCUGGGCUCAUGUCCUCUUCCUUCCCUCCCUCUCUGGUGCAGCAUCAAAGAACUUAGAAUUUUUCUUUCAGCGUAGUUUAAAUUCAGCACAGUUUAGGGUUGAGGCAUAACACUAAAUUGAAUUUUAUCUAAAACAACCCCAAUCCCUUCUCAACCACUCUCAAGGGGAUAGGGCAUGAAUCCAAUACUCACUGUGACUCAUCCUCAUAACCUUAUGGUUAAGCUGGACAUGUGAAUAAGACCACUGUUUCUGACACAAUAGUCCUAGAUGCUCUUACUUUUUAUAGUAAAUCCUUUAUAAUUGUUUCCUUUCAUCUGUCCCCUUUUUGAUCUUUAAAAAAUACUGACAAAGUUCAAAAGUCAGAAUGCAAUGCAGUAUUCCUAGUGGGGGAGUUGUUCCCCAUUUCCUAACUAUUUUAGCCUUGAUGAUAGGCCUUGUUUCUUUUGCCGUUCCUUUGUAUCUUGUAGUUUGAGUCUCUUGCUUUUGACACUUGCAUGUAUUUGCUCAACAGAAAACCUUGUUGGGCUCAUAGCAAAUUGUGAUCAAGGCCAUAUAGACUGAUCUGUUUUAGGGUGGGGGAGCAAAUGUCUUUCCUUUUGCCUUGGAGACUUUAAAUUUUUAAAUUCUACAAUAUAACCAAUACAGUGGAACCUUAUGUUAUGUACCAUCCUCCUUGCGAACGUUGUGGGUUAUGAGCCCUGCUAACCCAGAAGUAGAUGCCUCUUGUUGCGAACUUUGCCCCGGGAUGCGAGCAGAAUUCGCAUGGCGGCAGCGGGAGGCGCCAUUAGCAAAAGCGCGCCUCAUGUUAUGAGCAGUUUUGGUUUACAAACGGACCUCUGGAACAGAUUAAGUUCGUAACCGGAGGUACCACUGUGGUUAAAAAUACAGAUUAUUUUGCUGUUUGUGGCUCAGCUGUAGUUUAGCUAGAUACUUAGUUACUGUUAAUUAUUGAUCUUGCUUCAAAGGCUCUUAAUCUUGCCUUCAGCCAUCCUGAGAUUACAUUUUGUUGCCUUUCCAGAGAAAAUUGAAAGGACUGUGCAGAUUGAAGCUUCAACAGUUGAAAUUGAGGAAAGGGGUGUAAAGCUCCGUCUAACUGUGGUAGAUACACCAGGAUACGGUGAUGCCAUCAAUUGUCGAGAUUGGUAUGUUACAUACUUGACCAUAGGUCAAAAAUAUGUAUUCAAAGUUGUUCAGUUCUUGAAUUCAUUAAUUGGCUUGUUGGCAACUUAAUUUCCUUUGAUAUAUUUUGAAUGAAUUGUCACUUGCUGAACUAUUAUUCCUGUAUGUAUUGGUUAGUGUAUUUAGCAUGGGUUUUUCCCCUCCAACCACUUUGUGAUGAAAUCUGGAAAAUGCAGUAUAUAAAUCUACUGACUGAUUAUAUGUAAUAGGUCUGUUUGGGGCAGGCACUGAAAAACUUAAUUGUGAUCAGGACCUCCAUUUUCUCCCACUCCACCAAGUCCUCUUUCAAAACCUGAUUUCAUUCUGUAAGUAAUGUCUUGCAGCCUCACAGUGUAGCAUGCUGUGUUGAGACAGCUUCUACUUCUGUUCUUUAGCAUCUGUUGGCUGGAAAUAUUGUGUUUUUGUUUGUGCUCAUUGCCAAUUCCACAGUUCAGUGUGCAUCUCUUCAUCAUUUCCUAACUUUCUUGGACCUCUGUCAUAUAAGCAUAGGAUUGCAUUUAAGGGUGUUCCUCAGCUGAUGGUAAAUCUUCCCUUCAUGCAACAGAGCAGGAAUCAAUUGCCAGUGCUCCCCUGUCCCCCCUCCCCCCAAAAAAAUCCUCAGGAGGAUGCGUCAGCCCUUUUUCAACCUUACCAUCAACUGAGCAAUACAUUUGGAUACCACCCAAAGUCUUAUAUUUGGUGGAUUUACAUAUUUUGUUUAUAUGUAUCCGCACGCACGUACAUGUGUUCUUUUUUGGAGUGGCUUUAAAGUACUAUUAAGAGCUUCAUUCCUUUUUGAUACUGCUCUUUCUAAAUAAUUGCUUGAUUUGGCAUAAGCAACUAUUGCUCAGCAUUGCAGAAAAGGGAUGUUUACAUAAGUGUGGUGUUUUAUUUAAGUUUCAGGACCAUUAUAUCCUAUAUUGAUGAGCAGUUUGAGCGUUACCUUCAUGAUGAGAGUGGUUUGAACAGACGGCAUAUUGUAGACAAUAGAGUUCACUGCUGCUUCUAUUUCAUUUCACCAUUUGGUCAUGGGUAUGUAUAGCAGUACUUGUAGAUUUGUAGUAAAAAAAUCUUUUAUACAGUGGCCUAAUCUUUAUGCAUAAUAUUAGGUUUUUAUUUUUAAAAAACUCUGUAAAUAACUGAAAAUUCUAACACUAUUAUUUUUAGACUUAAGCCCUUGGAUGUUGAGUUCAUGAAAGCCAUACACAACAAAGUGAAUAUUGUGCCUGUAAUUGCAAAAGCCGAUACUCUUACUCUGAAGGAGCGAGAAAGACUGAAGAAAAGAGUAAGUUUUGGCAAACUUUUCAAAUGCAGUUUUUCGUGUCAUGUUGAAGCUUACUCCAAGGAAAGCUUUAAAUUUCAGUAGCUGCUUGGAGGUCAUGGAGGGAUGCGGGGGGGGGGGGAGCCCUAUUGCACCUCUGCCCAGCUUUAGCAAGUACAGUCUAUGGGUGGACUGCCCCAAGUCUGUAGAGUUCAAGGAGGCUACAGUCUGGUGUAUAAAAUUACAAAACAAUGGUAGAAUAAGUCAAGCACGCAAAGUCAAAGACAUAACAGGGUCAGGCAUGAGUAAUCAGUUGAAGUCCAAAACAUCAUCCAGGGUCAGCAUCAGGAGGAAUCAGGAGUCAUCAGCCAAGGAGAUCUAGUUUAGGCAAGAUAAUUCAGGGAGCUAGAGAUCUGUGCUGUUCCAGCAGUUAGGAAGCUCAAAGUAAGGGUUGUUACAGGCCAGCUGCUGGUCUUUAAGGGUAUCCUUACUCCCAACUUUGGGUUUUACUACAAGGUGACUUAGGGCGCUCAGAAGCACACUUCAUUGUGGGUCUGUGGCCUGGACUUGAAUCUUUAGACACUUGAGCUCUUGAGGACAAAGAUGGCUCAACCUCUCCCUCAAACUCUUCUAAUGGCUCACCUGCUGGUUGAAAUGACAAGAACGCAAAGGGCAUCUCUGCGGGAUCCCCUGGAGAUGGCUCUGGGGAGGCUGUUGGGAUAUCUAAGGCUAGAGACAGUCUUUGGUCAAUGGGAGAUCUAGUUUGUUCUCGAGGGAGUCAUUGGGCCUUCUGGCGGUUCCCUCACUGCGAGAAGUGAGGUUACAGGGAACCAGGCAGAGGGCCUUCUUGGUAGUGGCGCCCGCCCUGUGGAAUGCCCUCCUGUCAGAUGUCAAGGAAAUAAACAACUAUCUGAAUUUUAGAAGACAUCUGAAGGCAGCCCUGUUUCAGGAAGUUUUUAAUGUUUGAAGUUUUGGUAUAAAAAUUAUUAUUAUUAUUAUUAUUAUUAUUAUUACUACUACUACUACUACUACUACUUAUUGUGUGCACUCCAAGUCAGGGCUUGGCGUAGCAGCCUGCAGCCUUUGAGAUUGGCCCAUAUGCCUUUGUUUUUUGUUUAAUUUUGUUUUGUUUUUUGUUUGUUUAUGCUCAGAUUCUAGAUGAAAUUGAAGAACAUAGUAUCAAGAUAUAUCACUUGCCUGAUGCUGAAUCAGAUGAGGAUGAGGACUUUAAAGAACAGACCAGGCUUCUGAAGGUAAAGCCUGUAUCAGUGGUGGAGAAACAGUGAUGCAUUGAAUGGAUCAGAUGCUGUAUGUCCUCCUCUUUAUAGACUGUUCCCAGUUGUCCUCAAGUUGUAAAUGAAACACCUUCAGAUAAGAUUUGUCCUCUAUUGCAGUUCAUCUACACAACUUAUGCUCCUAAGCUCCCAUGUCUAAUAAAGUAAUUGACCACUUCAUUUGAAUGCUUGAGAUGGUGGUUAUUGCUAUGGAACUACUUGCAUAGGAAAGUACCAUAUGGUUGUAACAUACUUGUUUUAUCCUGUUCAAUUUCAGACCAGCAUUCCAUUUUGUGUAGUGGGAUCCAAUCAGCUGAUUGAGGCCAAAGGCAAAAAGGUUAGAGGUCGCCUCUAUCCUUGGGGAGUUGUUGAAGUGGAGAACCCAGAGCAUAAUGACUUCUUAAAGCUACGAACCAUGCUAAUGUAAGCAUGUUACUUUACUUCAUUACUUUAUCCAUUGUUACUUCAUCUUCCCCACAUAAACAUUCAACAAGAACUUUUAAGGAGGAUUAGUAUCUCUCCCUGAUUAUGAACAGGAUUAAAAUAAUUUCAGGGGGCAGAAGUGUUCAGAAUUAUCACUCUCUUUAAACACUAUACCACAUGGCAAUUCUAGAAAUAAUCUUGCCAGAAAUUUUGCUGUUAGAUUUGACUUUUGGCUUGGGCCUUGCACAAGUUAGCUAAUCUUGACAAACGAUAUAAAAGUUGAAACUCCCUAUACUGCAGUGUCAAACAGCCAUAUAGGGAAUGUGCUUUUUAAAGUAUUAGCUGAAUUUACAUAAAUUUGUUUGGCUUGUUUUGCCCUAUCCUUUCUCCUGACUGUUUAGAAAUUGGACCACAAAAGAAAAUGAGCUGAAUAUGUGUUCAUAGGUUAAUUGCAUAGUUUAUGGAAAUGACAUUGAUGUUGUUAUCUUUAGAAUGGUUAUUUUGUCCAGAAUGAACAUUCACCAGUCAGAUUUCUAUAACUUUACAUUGCAUUACUUCUUCUAAAGGUAGUUUUCUGAGAAGGACUGGACAAGGCUGAGGGUAUGACAAUUCCCAAGAUUCUUUGGGUGAGGCCAUGUACUUUAUAGUGUGGAUGCGAUAUUAGCUUUGCUAAUUUGCAUAAACUAUGUUCAGAAUUGUGUGUGAAAAGGUAGCCUUGGUGAUCCAUGGGUAAGACUUCUGCAUCUUGUACAGGUCUGUUGUCCAGGAUGAUUUUCCCCUACAGAACGUAAAAGCACAGUCCUCAGACUCUCCCAACCUUUCCUACUCCCAAACCUUUCCCUCACACUGUAUAUUUUUGCCAGAAUUCCUUCACAUCCAUUCUAGCUCUUGGUCACAAACUAUAUAUAGCAUUGUGCUUCUUUGUUUUUCCAGCACUCACAUGCAGGAUCUCCAGGAAGUUACUCAAGACCUUCACUAUGAAAAUUUCCGUUCCGAAAGACUUAAAAAAGGUGGCAGGUUGGUACCUCUUCUUUGUUUCUGCAGUUCCAUUGAAUUGCAUUGAUGUGUGGUGGUGAUACUUUUCUUUCAAAAAGAUCUAAUAAAAAGCUAUUUCUCUGUCUAAUUGUUCCUCUUCCUUCCCUGUAUAUAGGAAGGUUGAAGAUGAAGAAGUUAACAAAGACCAAAUCUUGCUGGAAAAGGAAGCUGAAGUAAGGAUUUUAUUUUUACUUAAAAUACAUCUAAUACCUCACAAUUGAUGUUUUUCUUUUAUUUCCGUGUUCUCUUGAGGGGACAAAGGCAGUCACACUUCCAUUGAAGCCCAGAUAUAUAUUACCCAUGCAAGACAUAUCUGGUUCUCUGCCCCGACAUAUCUUGCCAGAGGGUUGGGGAAUGCUCUGUCAGAAGAGAAGGUUAACUGGUGCCUCAAAGUCCAGUAAAUCUUGUACUUUGUCCAGUGCUUACUGUGCACUACACUUCGUUUAGUGGUGAAACAAGCGCAAAUAAUCAAUCUUAACUAUGGUUUGUUGGAGGGGGAAAAACUUCAGUUGAUGAAACUAGCUUAUUUCAGCUAACCACUGCUAAAAUUAACUUCAGUUAAGGGUUCAAAUGCCAUGCUCAGCUGUAGUUAAUAUGGAGCACAAAAAGAAUCUUCCAAUCUCCCUUUGGCCAAGCCAGAGGUGAAGUGGGAGGAUAAUUAGUCUGGAGUUCACUGCAGCUCAUUCUCAUUAUUCUAAACCAUGGCCUAGUGUACUGUUUGAGCAUAGCUAUUCUGUCUAGCAAUUUUCAUUUUAGAAUGUCCAUGGCUAAAAACUGCAAGUUUCCCAUCUUGGUCCUUUAAUGCUAAAUUAAAUAUUCAUUUUAUUUGUGCACUCUGUGCAGACACACACAUUAGAAAUUGCGAUUCCAAAAAACAUAAAUGAAACCUUUAUCGUUGCCGCUUUAAUAGAAAUUGCAGCCGCAAGCUUUCAUUUGUACGUUUCAAAUUAACUAAGGCUGUGGUCCUAUGUACAUUUAAUUGUGAUUAAAUACCACUGAGUUCAGUGGAUUUUAAUCAUUUGGCUACCUGUUAAAUGCAUGCUUUUUAUUUUUUGAGACUACUUUGAGUACCAUAGUCUGUUGUAAUGAGGAAGGAAGAAGAAGGCAGUUUCUUAUACUCACUUUUGCAAAACAACAACAUCUGCAGAAGAGCCAUAUUUUCAGAAUAAAAACACGGUAAAGAUUGUAUCAUUUUCUUCUAGCUCCGUCGGAUGCAAGAGAUGAUUGCAAGAAUGCAGGCACAGAUGCAGAUGCAGAGGCAUGGUGGAGAAGGAGACAGUGAUGGCAUCCAUGGGCACAAAGUUUAAAUUAUUUGGUAAGAAACAUUUUAAUAGAAAAGCCAUUAUCUGUAAAAUACUGCUAUGCAAGAAAAGCAGGGUUGUGUGUCUUAAAUACACAUUUUGACUUCUGGAUCGGUCUUUGUGUAGUACUUUCUACAUGCUUGUGUUGGUGUGCUAUCCCUGCUCUAGACAAAGCCUAUGUAGUGCCCUCCAUAUGUUGUUAAACUGCAGUUCCCAUCAUUCCUGAUCAUUGGCCAUGCUGACUGAAGCUGGUGAUGGUUACAAUCCAGCAGCACCUGGAUAGCCCCCAUAGGCUGCAGUGUCAGAAAUGUGGUAAUUCUAAGUUAGCCUUGCAAAUUUUGCAGGGCUGCACAUGCCACUACCCAUUGUGCCCUACAUGGAAUCGGACCUUUAAGACCAGGAAGAGAGAAAACAUGGAGGCACCUUAGUACUGUGCCCUCGUUUCCCCAACUUGGAAAUGUUGUCAGAGCUGUGGAGGGGAGAGAAGCCUUUUCAGUCCCGGGGGCCUCAUUCCUUUGCAGGGAACCUCCUGGGGGUUGUGUUCUAGUAGUAGGGAGAGACAGAGGUAAAAGAGGAGUUCAGCAAUAGAAAUGACUCUCUUACCUUUAAUACAUUUAAUGGAAGUGAAGAAAGUCUUUGGCUUUGAGGCAAUGGAGAUAUGUUGUGCUGAAUAUGUAGUAAUGGAACAACCCACGUUACUUUUCUUUUACAACACAGGGAGAAGGAGAUUUAAACCCCUGUACUAUAGACUAAAUGGGGGCAGUUUAUUUUUCUACCUCCACUUAAGACACACAACUUCAUGCAUCUACUUAACAAGUCAUCAUGAAGCAACUGGAGGGUGAAAGAAGGAAGAAGAAUCAAAUAGUUAAUCAAGGGAAUUGGGCGGGGGGGGGGGUAGGACAAAAGCUAAAAUAGGGUUGAUAGCCACAGUUUUAGUCUUAUUAAAAAAUUGGUUCACUCAAGCAGGAAUAGUGAAAAUGGUGGAAGAAACCUGCCUGACAGGAAUUUACAUGGUAAAAGAGUUUACAUGUACUAUAGCUUACAACUUUUUAGUAGAGAACUAUAGUGGUGUCACUUUGAUGGCAUAAAGCACAGAUUUAACAUACAUGCCACUCUUACUUUUUAAAAGCAAUAUUUGUAGCAAGAGUCUUAUUUUGAGCAUUGCUGCUCCAUAGAUUCAUGGCUGAGAAGCUGUUUCAAAAUUCGUACUGGCACUACAGCUCAAUUUCAAAACGUAAAGGUAAAUUAAAUAACAGUUGUGCCUUUCAAUAUUUUCAUUUUGGCAGAUACCUUCAUGAAUUGGAGCCAUUUAAGACUUGUGACACAGUGACGUAUUUUGUGAGGAGAGAUGCUUAUCCUGCUGUGACUUGGGAGGUCCAUUCACAUUCAGUGUGCAACUGUAUUGUCAUUUCUGUAAUGCCUCAUUUGAAAACAACUUAAGACAUAGUCAAUAUUUUAAUGUUAUGGUGUAACGUGAUAGUUUUUUUAACUUUUUAACUUUUACUGAGCUGAUUUUACUACACUGGCUACAAAGAUAUAUAUACUUCCUAGCUAAUAUUUUUCAUCUGAAUAUGGAUUACUACCACUAUUUGGGUUUGUUUUUUGCACUGAAGGAAUCAACUGAUCAUGAUAACAAUCCUGAGGUCCAAAGUCCGCAUAUGAGCUUUGAAUUUCCUCCACAGCCUUCCCUGAUACCCUAGUGUGGCUAAUGUGCAUACAGUUUUAAGACUACUUUAAACCACCAUCCCCACAAGUAUCAUAUGGUUUUUAAUGCUCACAUGAAAGAUCAGUGCUGGGAGCUUUUGCUGGAGAAGACUGUGACUAAAGCCUUGAGUGAACUUUUGGUCCCUGGGAUGCAGUUCUUUGCAUGUAGUUGAUCCAGUAACAAUGUAAGUGACAAAAUGGAAUUCUUCAGUGCCAUUUUUUCUUAUAUUUAGUAGCAUAUAGAACUCUGUGCCUGUAUCACUCCUGCACUGCCCUACCUUUCUAAGGUUUAUAGUCAUUUUUUCAAGUAACUACCGCACAUGAACCUUUUGUGUUUUUAUCUAAGAAAAACCAUUAUAGUUUUUAAAGGCAUUGUGCAGUUUAGAAAGCAAAUCUUAUAAUAUUUCAGGGACUUUGUCUUUAAAAAGGUCAAAUAUUUUUAAAAGUAGCAUGAUAGACCAGUCUUGGGCACAUACUCUGUAAGUGAAGGGAGAGCCAGGAUGCCAUAGUCAGGAGAAUGGCUGCUGCUGGUAGCCUCUUUAUCUGCAGCCCCAAAAUGUCCAUGCAUGGGCAUUUGCACUGUGCUUGAAAACAAACACAUCCUUUUAGUCUUCAUCUUAAGGAACAACAGGAACUCUGGGGUGAAUCUGUAGGUUGUGUGCUGACAUCCUGCUCUUGGUUGCUUUCACACCCCUAUUCUGAUAAUCUGAUAUGUUUCAUGUCCUUAUACUGUAAUUUGACAGAGUGUUAAGGAGAACAGAGGAAAGCUAUUGUUCUUGCAUGGGUCUGCAGAUAAUGACAGAUCAAGCUGAAGAUGUACAUACAGAGUAAGCCUAAAAACUUGCUGGUCCCAGCAAGUAGCAAUAAUUUUGAUUAUUAAAAGUAAAGCAGGGAAAUACCCCAUGUGAACUUGGUGGCUUAUUUUGACAAUUCUGCAGAAAUAGAUAUUUGCAGUUAAAAAAAUGAAGUGAUCCUGCUUAAUCAUUAAAUUGCAUUUCCCCUUUAUCCUAGAGGUAAGAUAAGAAAAUGCUUGUUCUUGAAGCAAGGCUUCAUUUACUUGGUUUUUGGUAACGGUAACAAGAUCUUACUCUCAGCUUAGUUUUUAUUGCCAUAAGUGAAGGAACAUUCAAAUUGAAAAAUGUAUGCAGGAGAGGUGCAAAAGGGAAAAAUCUCAUAGUAUGCUACUGGCUUUCUUUAAAAAACAACAACAAAAAACAGCCUGUUUUUGGCUCUAUUUGACAUACUGCUCAAUUCAGCCAUUGCUAUUGCAGCAUAUAUUGUUACUAAACAGUACACCCAGUGCCAAAAGGCUGAAUGUGGAUAUUGCCAUGUAAUUCUGACACUAUUUCUGAUCAUUAUAUAUAAUUUCCCUUUAACUCUUAUUUGUUACCAUGUUAUCUAAACUGUUACUUAAAACUCCACAUAAACAAGUUAAAAUCCCAGAUCAUAAUAAUAGGAUUUGUUACAAAUAUAAUUUGUAAGAAAGGUAAGAGAAAUGUAGAAGCCUAGGGCUAAACCCAGAGCAGCCCUACAUGCAAGGGGCUGUGUGGCAGAGGACUCCACAUAGAGGUGAAGACAUUUUUGCUGAUUUCUCCCCUUCCUACAGCCUUCCAUGCCACCGCCUAUGUUCUAGAGCCCCUCCCACCAACUCUUCAGAGUAGAUGUUCAGAUUGUAGAUAGGAGGAGGUGAAGGGGGAAUUGGUGCAAAUUGCCACCCCCGCUCUCCCCCGACCCUUCCUUUCCCCCUGGAAUUUGUUAGUGCCAUUCCAAGGUUUGGGUCUAACCCAGAAUGUACAUGUCCUAAGUAGAAUCAACAAAACCUGUUUAAAAAUAUUCUAGGAAACUGUUUUUACUAAAAUGUGAUCAUAAUGAAACAAAGUUUAGUUUGGUAUCGCUUUUUAUCCUCCUUUCCUCUUCCAAAGUUGCAACUAAAGUCUCUUUGUGUCCCAUAGAGCAUGGUUGUAUUAUAUAUGCUUACAUAAAUAUUAUUGGGGUUAAAUUAUUCUACUUAUUUUGAACACACUUCAAGGGACUUUAUUUUGCCAAGAACAUGUUCACACAAUAUCCGUGUUUUAUAUAAGAAGUUACUACAAUAAUAAACCAUACAGCACUGAGAUGGUCAUUUUUCAGUAUUAGAAACGUUGUGAAAAUGUAGUGUGUGCCAAAUAACUAGUAUAAACCUAACAUUUUAUUAUAAAUACCUUGUUUUCAUUAAAUAAUCUAUGAAAUUCUUCCAUAUGUUCAUCUGCAUGUGUUUGUUGGUUGCUUUGAUUAGAACCUCGUUACAUAUUAAUGUUUUACCUGUGGAAUUGUAUUUUGAAACGUCUUGGCUUUUUAUGAUCACUUGUAACCUUCCAAACUGCUAAAUUUUAGUUACUAAAUAGUUACAAAAAUUCUUGUUUGAUUUUUUUUUUAUUAAAAGUUGAGUAUCUUUAGAGAUGUGACUGUUUUGAAGCAAGCUUAAAAAAUUCAGUCUGCAGAACUUCAGAACCCAUUUCUUCAAGAAAAGUAACAAACAUAGUUACAAUUUUACAAGUAUAUUAUUAGACUUUUUAUUGAUUUUUCUAAAAUAUUUGAAUAUUCCAAGGGCUAAUUUUUGUAUGACAAUAUUAACAUAUAAUUUUUUCCUGUACACUUUAACACUAGCCAAGACUAUUAAUAAAAAUAAUAAAUCAUAAUGCGUGUGUCUGCUUAAUUCAUUGGAUAAGUUAAGAAUGAACAAAUGCUUGUAUGAAACAUGUAAAAUUGUUUUGCUGCUUAAGAUAAAGCUUGUCUAAAUAGCUUUGUGAGUGUGUGAAAUAAAAUAACUUGUGUUCAGU
Molecule: messenger RNA, 17394 nt
Organism: Podarcis lilfordi (Lilford's wall lizard)
Lineage: Eukaryota; Metazoa; Chordata; Lepidosauria; Squamata; Lacertidae
Source: the annotation of a GenBank genome assembly